UCCCUCCUUCUCCCCUCCUUCUUCUCUUCUUCUUCCCACAUAUACAGAAAGCAAAACAGCCUCCAAAGGAGCAGAGACAGGCAACGAAGGGAAACCGCAGGCAACCGAUUUGAUUGAUUAUUUUCUAAAAGAGAUAUAUCUAUAGAUAGAUAGAUAGAUAAAAAUAGCCACCGUGGGUUUUUUCAGAAUCCAAACUCCCAGCCAGGAGAGAGGGCGCCUAGUCCAUUUCAUCCUCUCCCUCCUCGCCAGGUCCACUGCUGCUUUAAGAGGAGGGGAAACUGACAAGCCCAUAUUCUCUCUGUGUGUGUGUCCCCCCCCCCAUAUUCCCCGCCCCAUCUCCUCUGUUUGCUGAGCAGAGGGGGCUGGGGUGUGUUGUGGGAGCUGAAUCCUCCUUGGUGGAGAUACUGGGUGGGGGGGCUUUUUGGACCCUCUGAGCCCCCCCACACCUCCCUUCUUGCACCUACUCUCCUCCUCUUCUUCUUCUUCUCUCUCUCUCUCUCUCCAUCCUCCCCCCCAACCCGGUUUUCCUUUUCAUUCCUGGCUCCUUGCUUUGAUAGGAUUGAAGCCACAACCAUUUAAAAGGGGAGAGGGAGGAGAAAGGAGCCGGGGGGGGGGAGAGAGAGAAGAAGAAGAAGAAGAAGAGAGAGUCGAUGUCCAUCUUUUAAAAGGAGAGGAGAAGGAGAAGGGGGGAAGAAAAGAAAAGAAAGGGGGGAGAGAGAGAAAGGAGUGUUUUGGAGAAGGGGGUGGUGGUGUUUGAUCAUCACACACACCCCUUCUCUCUCUCUCUUUAUCUCUCUCUCUCUCUCUCCUCCCCCCCCUUCCAAUUUCAAACUACCACCGGGUUGUUGAUAUUUUUUUUCCCCCUACGAGGACCAUCAGUCACUUGAAGUCUGACACCUCGCAGCACUUGAUGGGCAGCUACGACAGCCAAAAGGCAGAAGAAAGGGUCUACUUGGGAGGAAGAAGAUACCCGCAAGGAAGGAAAUAAGGAACUCUAGCCUUCCCCCCCCCCCCCAUGCAAACACAUCCACGCAGAUCUGUCACCCCGGCAAUCUCACUAGCAAGCUGGCUUAGGUUUGUUUUCUAUAUCUGUACGUGUGUGUGAGUGUAAAAGGUUAGAUUUUUUUCCCUCUCUUUUUUUUGGGGGGGAUUAUUUUUUUAAAAAAAUAUUCUUCUUGCUGCUGAGCGAUCCACAGAGAAACCGGCCGUCCCUGAAAGGAAAAUAGGUUGUUUCCUAAACCCACCAAAACAAAAAACCCAACCCAAAGGCAACAAAAGCCAAACUGUUUGAAACAGUUUCCUUGUCUCACUUGGUUGGUCUUCUUGGAACGAUGGGGUCAGAGAGGGGGCCAAAAUGAAAGAUCUCCUUUUUGGAAAGGACUGAAGUUUCUCUGGCCCCCCCAGAGCCGUCUCCCCCCAAGGGGGAGAAGGAAGACGGAAAGAAAGCCCGAGAGAACAAACUUCCCAGCGUCUGAUGGCACAAAGGUACGAUGACUUGGUACAUUACGCCGGAAUGGACGGGGUCUCUCUGCCGGGCUUUGGAGACCCACACACGGGCCGGGGUCUGCAACACCACGCUCUGAACCAGGGGGGCCCUUACGGAUCCGCCGGAGUGAACCACCGGCCCGGCUUGCCCCCGGGGCUGGGCACCAACGACGCCUUGAAGAGAGAGAAGGAUGAGAUUUAUGGGCAUCCCUUAUUCCCGCUGCUGGCCCUGGUCUUUGAAAAAUGUGAGCUGGCAACCUGUUCUCCCAGGGACACUUCUGGCUCCUACCCGGGAGGAGACGUCUGCUCGUCGGAUUCCUUCAACGAAGACAUUGCCGUCUUUGCCAAACAGGUUAGGACAGAAAAACCUUUAUUUUCUUCCAAUCCUGAGCUGGAUAACUUGAUGAUCCAAGCUAUUCAAGUUCUGAGAUUCCACCUUCUGGAAUUAGAAAAGGUACAUGACCUCUGUGACAAUUUCUGCCACCGCUACAUCACUUGCCUCAAGGGGAAGAUGCCCAUUGACUUGGUCAUCGACGACAGAGACGGGGGCUCGAAAUCCGACCUUGAAGAUUUUGGCGGCUCCUGCGCCAGCCUCUCUGAUCAGAACAACUCUUGGAUCCGGGACCACGAUGAGACGGGAUCCACGCACUCGGGAACACCAGGACCUUCCAGCGGUGGGAUCGCGUCGCAGAGUGGCGAUAACUCCAGCGAACAAGGGGACUGUCUAGACAACAGUGUGGCCUCCCCCAGCACGGGAGAUGACGACGACUUAGACCGAGACAAAAAACGGAACAAGAAAAGAGGGAUCUUCCCCAAAGUGGCAACAAACAUUAUGCGUGCGUGGCUAUUCCAACACUUGUCGCACCCCUAUCCCUCGGAAGAACAGAAGAAGCAGCUAGCGCAGGAUACGGGACUGACCAUCUUGCAAGUCAAUAACUGGUUUAUUAACGCCAGGCGGCGCAUAGUUCAACCGAUGAUUGAUCAAUCAAAUCGCACAGGUCAAGGGGCACCGUACAGCCCUGAUGGGCAGCCAAUGGGAGGCUACGUCAUGGAUGGGCAGCAGCAUAUGACGAUUCGCCCCCCAGGACCAAUGGGCAUGGCAAUGGGCAUGGAGGGGCAAUGGCACUACAUGUAAAGCCCUGAACCCGCUGACAACACGAGAUGGGGAAGUUUCCAGACUAGGCUGUGUGCCGGGCAACACGAACCCUAGCAGGUUUUACGGGCACCAGACUCCCGGCACAUCAGGGCCUCCUCCGUCCACAACUUCCCCAGCGCUCCGCGAGAAUGUGCCACAGACCAUUCUCCCUCUCCCCCUCCAGCCACGACGCACGGCCACUGUCCGCACUGCAACCCCUGACCAGAGGAAGCGAAACACCCCCAGCACACCCAACCCCCCCCACUCGGGACGGGCCGAGCACGGACAGCGCCCCUUCCCUGCCCUCCUUCUUCCCGCCCUUCCGCCAGUUCCUUCUCUCCCUCACUCCUUUUUGCCAAAUAAAGAAGGACUGUUCCCGACAACCUGUAGCCAAAACGACAAGGCUCCAAAAUAUCCCGCGGGCGUUGCGUCUGCCGGGGUUUAGGAGCUAGACCAAGCUGGACUUUGAUGGAAACAGAUCCCUCUUCCCAGCAUUUAAAAAAGGAAAAAGAAAGAACAAGAGAGGGUUGGAGAGCGCCAUCGUCUUUCAACAAAGAUGUGGAGAGGGGGGGAAGGUUGAGGUAUUAACUUUUUCAUUGCUUGGGGUCUGAGCCAUCAUUUUUCUUGCCACGCGCAUACCUCACGCCCGCCUGCUCCCCCCGCCACCGCUCCAGACACGGCGGCCUCUUCACGGACUUCUUUUCCAAAGGAGAGAAUGUUCCAAGCAGGGUUGUUUUUUUGUUUCAUUUUCCAAAACCUUUCCUUUUUCCUUCUUUCUUUCUUUCUUUCCCCCUCCCCCCCUUCCUUCCUUCUGGAUGUUUUAAUUAUUAAUUAAUUAUUGAUGUCAAUGCUCAAAACGGGGAAGUAAAUUAAACUGUACAUUUUAUUUUC
Podarcis raffonei (Aeolian wall lizard) is the source of this 3511-nucleotide messenger RNA. RefSeq names its product Meis homeobox 3 (gene MEIS3). The coding region runs from base 1475 to 2620 and encodes 381 amino acids. Gene Ontology annotation, molecular function: RNA polymerase II cis-regulatory region sequence-specific DNA binding; DNA-binding transcription activator activity, RNA polymerase II-specific. Lineage: Eukaryota; Metazoa; Chordata; Lepidosauria; Squamata; Lacertidae. Gene Ontology annotation, biological process: eye development; animal organ morphogenesis; brain development. The record is from RefSeq and is a predicted model, not a curated record. The transcript has 13 exons.